CCAUGAAGUCAUGGCACCAAAGAUGCUGACUUUGGUUUUGACCCUGUAUGCAUUUUGGUGGAUCGGCGCCCCAGAUGCAUCAUGUUUAGAAAUCACCAGGUAUCCAUUGUGUCAACCGGUGGUUAAAAAGCUAUCCUUGGAGAAAGACGGAUGCAAGUCAUGUCACAUCGUUGAGACAACCAUCUGUGAGGGUCAUUGUUUCACCAAGUACCCAAUUUUCAUGGAUUCCUUCUGGCGCUAUGGCCCCCAAAGUGUAUGCUUGUACCAGGAGGUGCGUUACGAAAAGUUCCAGCUGUCCAACUGUCUUCCAGGUGUGGACCCAGAGGUCAAGUACCCCGUGGCAAUCGGAUGCAAAUGUGGUGCCGUCCCGAUCGAAACGACCUACUUCACCAUGGGAGAAAACAAACCUGACCAGUGUCGUGAUGACCUUUACACCCAAAACAUGAUUGACUAAAAGCAUGUGAUUUUUGUGACCUUAAA
Nerophis lumbriciformis (worm pipefish) is the source of this 480-nucleotide messenger RNA. Its product is annotated as gonadotropin subunit beta-2-like. Gene Ontology annotation, biological process: ovulation; G protein-coupled receptor signaling pathway. The record is from RefSeq and is a predicted model, not a curated record. Gene Ontology annotation, cellular component: cytoplasm; extracellular region. NCBI's taxonomy places the organism in Eukaryota, Metazoa, Chordata, Actinopteri, Syngnathiformes, Syngnathidae. Gene Ontology annotation, molecular function: hormone activity.